This is a messenger RNA of Choloepus didactylus (southern two-toed sloth), 2623 nucleotides long. Its product is annotated as small integral membrane protein 19. The record is from RefSeq and is a predicted model, not a curated record. The transcript has 2 exons. NCBI's taxonomy places the organism in Eukaryota, Metazoa, Chordata, Mammalia, Pilosa, Megalonychidae. Bases 117 to 440 code for a protein of 107 amino acids.
GUCGUCCAGGUCCGCUCGAUAACCGGUUCGCGUGCGCCCGGCUCCGACCCGGGGGGGAAAGAGUCCCGGAGCCGAGCCGAGCGGGCCUCGUGCCGCCUCCGGAACACGCAGCCCCCAUGGCUGGAAGUUACGGAGUGAUGGGUGAUGAUGGUUCUAUUGAUUAUACUGUUCACGAAGCCUGGAAUGAAGCCACGAAUGUUUACUUGAUUGUGAUCCUUGUUAGCUUCUUUCUCUUCAUGUAUGCCAAGAGGAAUAAAAGGAAAAUCAUGAGAAUAUUCAGUGUGCCGCCUACCGCAGAAACUUUGUCAGAACCCGACUUUUAUGACACAAUAAGCAAAAUUCGUUUGAGACAGCAACUGGAAAUGUAUUCCAUUUCAAGGAAAUACGACUAUCAGCAGCCACAAAACCAACCCGACAGUGUGCAGCUCUCAUUGGAAUGAAAUUCAGAAAAUGAGUAACAGAAGUAAUUACUGCUAAACUGUACUGUAGCAAGCUCCUAGUUCUUUCUGUAAAAUCAUGUACAUUUUUUUAACUCUGCACAAAAUCAUUUUACUUGUGACUCUUCCCCAAUAUUUUUGUUUGUUUUGUUUUUAAUUGUAUCUGCAAGUCAUUUGUUACACAAAUAAAAGUGGCUCAAAGGGCCUGCACACAGCCUGCAUAUACCUAGGAUGAUGUGAUACAACCAGAGGUUAAUGGUUGCACCUUGUGAAGAGCUUUGAUUUCUUCAGCAUACAGUCAGUCAGGAAUAAAAACACAUCUUUGGAAGUGAGAAUCCUGGCACUUAUCCUACCGUAAUUUGAACGUUCUUGCAAAAUUAAAAAAAAAAAAAAAAAGAAUCCAGCCAUUGGAAUAAUUUCCUCUUAGAUUGUAUUCUGUGGUAACUGUAAUAUCAGUAAUAUACCAAUUUAUGUUCUUAUUGCUAUUGUUAUACUCUUUAAUUGAAUUAACUAUCCUGGCUUCUUCAGUAUUUACACAGGAAAUAUUUGUAUACUCAUUUGUAUGGGUAUGCGUUAUGAAGUCUUGUGCUUCAUAAAGAAUACCCACCUGCUUAUUUUAGAAGCUUUCUGUGACUGGAAAACUCCCCACCCCCACCCCCCUUUCGUAGGAGUUUGUUUGUUUGUUUCCCCAGUUUCAUUUCCACCAAUUGGGUCUUCUUUAGGCCAUACCAGGGCCAUGCUGUUGAAUAAAUGGACACCUCUAUUUUGAUGUUGCAAUCCUGCUUUUCAGCCAUAUUACUCUCAUUGUUUAAUGUUACUGUCUGGUUAGUUAUGCUUUUUUAGUAUAUUGAACUUCCCUGAAGACCUUGAUAUCUUGCACCAUUUUGUACUGUAAAAUGGAAUGUUUUUACAUAAUUUUUCAUAUUUAAAGAUUAAUUGGAAGUGGUGUGAAAGUUCAAUUAUUGAUAUAACUCAAAGCAUCAGUUUUUUAAUCAAAGCUAUUCUUAAUUUUAAGAAUUAGAGUUAAUAAUAAUUGUAAGUAUUAUUUUCUUUUUCCUUUAUAAUUGUGAAAUAAUAUGAAUUUUAAGUGAAAAAUUAAGGUUUAGACCAAAUAUAUCUUUCAGGGAAAUUGCAUUUAAUUUUCAAAUUUAACUAUAUCAUUCAGAUAUAUAUUACAGUGUGAAUUGUUGACCAAAAGGAAUAAUUCUUUCUUAACUCACAAAUGCGUUUUAAUGCACUACCUAUACAUGGAAUUAAAAAUUGGAUAAAAGACUGUAAAGAGUUAUAAUUAUGGGAUGGGGGUGGUAGAAUGGCAAGGAAAUAAUCUUUUCAAUCUUUGCUUUGCUCUUAGGAUAUUCUAUGAAAAGAGAAUUUAAUCAGUAGUAGGAGGAAAGGUUUAUUUGUUGUCACUGAUGUAGCAUAAUCUGGACAAAUUACAUAAACUGGCUAUCUCAGAUCACUUGUAAAAAUAAUGUACCUAAAUAAAUUAAAUCACAUGAUGAAAUUAAUUGUUUUAUUUGCAUCCACUAGAAGAGAUGGUCAUAACUAAAAACAGGUAGAUUGUUUGGUGAGCAUCAAAUCUUGGCAAGUGGAAGAGGACACAUUCCUCCUCAUUUUUUCUUGAAGCUAACUGAUGAGAAUCAUGCACACCCACUGACAGGAACAACACCAAGUCUGGCUUUGAAGUUUCUUCACUGCUUCAACAGCUGAGCUGGGUGAGGGGUGGAAACCCUGCAACCACACUUCAAAGUGACACCAGCUGAUUGGCCUGCCUCUGCCCCUGCAUCCACCAGCAAUUCAAUGGAGCUGCGUUUUUUUGGAAGAAAAAUGGAAUGACUGAUAAACUGAGUUUCUGCUGCUCUUGUAAAUAGAAAUGACAGAGGUUCUCACUGUCUUGAAAGAGUGGCUCCAUCCCUGGAGUUCUUAUGAAAAAAUACUUUGACAGAUUUCAAACCAGUGGAAGAAAGUUGAGGAUUUCUAACUGCAACCAGCUGUUGUUGCUAAACUUAACUGCAAAUGCUUUUGACUUCAGUAAUCUGAAUUUCUUGAGAAAAAGGUACCAAAUUGUGCCAGUUUGAAUAUAUUGUGUCCCCCAAACGCCAUUAUCUUUGAUGCAAUCUUGUGGGGCAGACAUUUUAGUGCUGAUUAGAUUGGAAUUCUUUGAAUGUUUCCAUGGAGCUGUGCCC